UUGAUUAGUUUCGACUGUGAACUGAUACCGGACGGACACGUGCGCGGCCCAUCGUUCCGGAUUAAGCUAAGGAGUCCCUAAGUUCUGUUGUGUGUUGCUCUCUACCAGUACUGAACUGUAGUGUGUGAGUCCUGAGGGGUGUGCAAUUGCCUUUUCGGAGUGUUGUAUCGGUCGAUGGAGGACCAUUAAGGUUAAUUUUAUGCACAUUCCGGACUGUUCUGGUGACGGGUGGUGAUUUCCGUGCUGAAAAGGAAGACAACUUCAGAGCGGUGCCGGAGGCAAAUGUGAGAAGUACACACCAGAGGAAAAACCGAAACCCCGAAGAAUAUACCUAUACAGUGAAAGGAAAAAAUAUAUAACACGAAGUAAAAAGUGAAAUGUGUGAAAGAUAUAUGAAAAGCCCACAAAAAGUAUGACUGUGAAUAAUCCAACAGCUAACGGAGCCAGCAAAAAGUGACUAAGGCUUCCACAUAGCGACGACCUUAUCUCCGUUUUUCUGUUCCGCUUCGGACGUUCUCAGCAGUGCCCAAUGAGGAAGCUCAUUUGAAUUAUGAAACUCGUUCGUGACCAUCCGAAGCCAAACAUGGUUGCAGCGGUUGUGACAAUGACGAAGGCAUCGUGAAGCCCCAAUCGAGUUGUGCUGAACCAAUUACCUUUGUCUGUGUUUUUGCGCUUUCGAGCACAAUCAUAAUUAAUUGAAAACUGUUUCAAUGGAAAUAAAAACUCCUCCCACGCAGCAGCAAGGACGUGGACUGCCUUCGUGAAAAUAUGUAUAAAUUAAAAAAGCACAGUGCUAGUGAACGUACAACGUAGCGGGAGUUCCCGGCGACUCUCGGAGAAACGCUCAGCUAUUCAAACAAUCGUCGAUGCGCACAAAAUGGUGACUAUCCAGCAACGGCGUAUCGUCAGCAAAACUCACUUCUAACUGGGACCGUGUGCAGUGCUACUUCACUACUAUGAACACGAAGCUGAGACUAAUUGCAUCGUUGAUUAACUUCUUCGUCAUUGCAGUGGCAGAUACCCUCAGUCCCGACCUCCAAAUGUACUGGGAGAACAGCAUGGUGCAUCCGUACUUCGAUAACACGACCAAACGAGACGUGACUGCCAUCGCAGGACAGACCUGCCAGCUGCACUGUCGAGUCAAAAGUCUGGGAGACCGAGCGGUAUCCUGGAUUCGGAAACGAGAUCUACAUAUCCUAACCGUUGGCAUACUGACGUACACCAACGACCAGCGCUUCCAAUCGCUCCACACCGAGGGCAGUGACGAGUGGACGUUACGGAUAACGUCUCCCCAGGCACGGGACUCUGGCGUCUACGAGUGCCAAGUAUCGACUGAGCCGAAAAUUAGUCAAGCCUUUCGGUUAAACGUAGUCGUUUCGAAAGCCAAGAUCCUAGGGAAUGCGGAAUUGUUCGUAAAGAGUGGUAGUGACAUUAAUUUAACCUGCGUCGCCCUGCAGUCGCCCCAGCCGCCUUCCUUCAUCUACUGGUACAAGGGCGGCCGAGUGAUCAAUUAUUCGCAGAGGGGUGGCAUCAGUGUGCUGACCGAGCAGCAAACUCGAACGAGCCGGUUGGUCAUUGCACGUGCAUCCCCAUCGGAUUCCGGAAACUACACUUGCACGCCGAGUAAUUCCGACUCCGCCAGCGUUGUGGUGCACGUCAUCAAGGGAGAACAUCCAGCUGCAAUGCAGCAUGGAGUUAAUCACGCAAAAAGGGUGCAUAAAUCAGAACAGAUCAUCGUAGUGCUCGCUUUGGCGUUGCUCUGCAUCCAGCUGCUGGACAGUAGGUUUCCCAACAGAUAAGGCCAAUCAUAAGGGGAUGCGAAACACGAAGCCGCUUCAGUUGACUGUUUUUUUCUCGCUUAGUAUAAAUAUGUACCAUAAACAGCAAACCAUCUACCCGUAGUGGCAUUCUAGAACCAGGAAAGGGCAGAACACCAAACAUCCAACUAGCAACAUCCCCAACGACAGUCGCCACACCACCAACCAGUCAGUCCCACAUAGGUAUAGCACCAUUUGAUAUUUCAUGCCGUCACACCGAGAGCAAGCAGCACACACCAAACCUACACGACGUAUGACGAGAUACACCCACAUGCAUAAUAACAUUCGCCAAUUUAACGUACGGCAACGACAAGGACGAGGACGACGACGAUGGGCGAAUGCGAGAGCGCCGCAGAUGAAGCACAUCACUUUUAUACGAUGUGACGAGGAAGAGGACAUCGUCGUUGUCACAACUAGAAUAGUAUAAUAGCGUGUGCAGAAAACCGGGACGAGCACAUUGUGAUGAUAAUGCUCCCAGAUGAUAACCUUGAGAAAUUGCCCUUUCCCACGUCCACCGCACCGGAGCUUUCCAACCACGACGGAAAUUAUUCCGACGAGGCUCCGGCCACUGCAGACGACAGGCGGCAACACUGCGAUGCGACAAAGGACCGGACGGAGCUGCUCCGUCGCAAGGAGAGCUUUGUUUUUCUUGUUGGAAAAUAGCAACGAAGUUGUGUACCGUCGUCAUCCAUAUCGCAUCAGUGGCAGCCCACGGCAAAUGAGUACGAAUUCCACACGUGCCAGCCUCAGCAAAAGUCACAACCGAGAAAGUUGUGCUUCGACGAUGAACGGCAUGCCUAUAGGAUAGUGUAUGGAAUCGCCGGAUGUGUCAUUUUGAAACACUUCCCCCCAAAGACACCAAAGGCAACAGCAACAACACACACCGGAGGAAAAGCAUUUUAUAAUGAUGGAUGGUGACAAGUACCUCCGCCGUCGUCGUCGUCGCAGGGGAAGAAACCCGAAAAGAUUCUCACAGCACAGCAGCGUGCGCUCCGAGAAGUGCUCGCGAUACUUUUGUGCAUAUGGCUAUAUGUAUAAGUUUAGGUAGUUACAUCGACUUGCACCGGAAUUUGUUACGUUAGAAUCUGUGUGUGUGAGAGUGUGCACGGCAACGGAACAGAAAGGCCAUGGAACCGAUACAUCAAAGUGGAAAAGUUUUCCCUCCCAGCACUGGCUAUUUUGGGGGUGUUCAUGAAGCCUCUCCAAGUAGUUCACUCGUUGCAGGAGUUGGAAGCAAUGACGUGUGAUAUUUGGUCCACGACCGACGACGAAGACGACAACGAUCCGCAUAUUGGAUGGGGUGGGCACUCUCUCCUGACUGAUGGGAUGGAUACACACAGUAUAUUACGUCAAAAAAUUGCUCUUGUCAUGCCAAGGACAAUCAACCUCCAUCAUGGUUUGUGGGGUCCUGUGUUCAGAUUUCUAUCGCAAAUUAGGAGGAAAUACCUUCCUUUCAAAAUAUGAAGAACCGUAAUGAACAUGCUUAUUCAUACUCUGACGGAGCAUGUUUACUGCUUGCUGGAGAUCAUUUUUGUUGGCGAAAAAAUUGCCAUCUGUAAAAAGGGUCAGCAAGAGACCGGAAAAUAAACUUUAAACUUUGUGGUCGACCUUAGGAAAAUUCAAUUUCAUUGGGUGAGAUGUUCGCGUAGGCAUAUUUUCUUUCAAAGAUUUUUCUUGUGGGUUCCCGGCGAGGAUCUUGAAGGAUGCCUACAAAGACCAACGCUGAAUUUGUGGAAGCAAAUUGAACGGUAUUGAGUUCACUGGACUGCAAAGUGGUGAGACGACAAAGAGUUUUCAACAUAGCUAUGGUCCUCGCAAGUCCAUACCUCAUGCUUCCACGGGUCAAUCGUUGACAAAGACCGCCAGAUAAGAGUUGUGUGCUUAGUUGGUAGUGCAACUUGGGCAUUGUUGUCCUUCUGACUUCACCUAGAUUGAGGAGGUACGUCCCGAGCGUCUGUUCAGCAUGGAGGUGCGGCUCAAACAGUGUCUGUUCUGGCAUCCAGCGGCUGAGUAAGAAAUGCUGCAUCACGUCCAGCUGAGGCCAAGGUGGUGAUAAUCAGCAUGGUCGUUCCAGUGUUAGUUGGUACGCUAAACAGAACUGGCACGAUGGCCCUCCGGUGAAAUAGGAGUGUUGGCGUAGGCCCCAUAAGCCACUAGAACAAAUCCCCAUUGCGAAUAACAAAGGAGAAAAUAUGACUGAAUACAAUCGGCAAAUGCCAGGGCCCGUAGUGUAGUGGCUACACGUUCACUUCCCAGCCAACCACAUAUCGUAAAUCAUUGUGUGGAAAAAUCGUAUAUUUUCAUAUAUUGAAUCAGAAUUGUAUAACAAUAUGUAUAUUUGUUGACAAUGAUUGCGUAAAAUCGCUUUCAUGCCAAAUUAAAUUUCAAUUGCGAUUUUGUUUCAUAUAGUCGUCUCCGAUCAUAAAAGGCGCGAGAGUGAGAUACUAUCGGUAGGAUCGCACAGAAUCGGAUAGAAUCGUGAAAAAAACAUACAUUCUUAGUGUCAAGCUGCAAGUUCGCUAACAUAGUAUAUAUGAUUUAUUUGAAUCGUGGAUAUCGUCGCUUCACAUCGUAUAUGAAUCUGCUAAAUCAAGCUUGCUACCUAAAGGUAUGAUGAAAAUCGGUGAAAUCGUAUACAACUAUAACAAUGUUGUAUAUUGAUCGUUUGCGUCACACUUGCGUUAUAUACGAAGUCAAUGAAAUCGUAGAAAUCGUAUAUUCAUUUUUACAGUCGCAUAUGAUUGUUACUGCACUUUUAAUAGUCGAAUCUUAAUCUCGGAAAUCGUAAAUGGUGUUGUUUACAUAUGUGUAUGAUGGAGAAAAAGAAAAAAAUGGUAUUCAUCACAAAUUUGUAUUUUUGUUGUUGUUGACACAUUCCAACCAUGGUAGCAAUAAUUUCAACCAACUGGAACCGGACUGGAAAAGGAACUAGAGCUACACAUUAGACCUGUUCACUUUUUUUGACCUACCCGUGUCACAUCAAAUUAUCAAUCCACAUGCAAAAAUAAGGCUUCAGUCCAAAAAUGAGCCAAAUUGAUAAAGGUUUAGAGGUGUAUCAAAUCGAUUUUGUGUUUUUUCGAGCAUUUUCACGAAAAUGUACUUCAAUAUCUAGAAAAUUGCACCAAAAAAGUACCGAAAAUACCGUUAAAAUAUAGUUAGAACAAUACUCUACAACUUUGCCGAAGACACUACGGUGUUUAAAUAGCGUAUUUCAAAGUUAUUCAACAAUUUUCGUUAAAAAAUCACGAAAAAAUACAAUAUUUUUACGAUUUUUCAUGUAAAAGUCAUGUAAUUUUAUAUUGUUUUAAGUGACUAAUUUUAUGAGCUAUUGCUCCUAUGUGUUACGAACAUUUCGUCCAUACAUUAUUUUAGGGUAGAAAUUUGUUUUCAUUGACUAAUUAUCAAAAGUUUGUCACGUUGAUACUAAAAAUUGUACAGAGUUGCCAGCAUAAAAUAAAACAAAGUUACCCAUGAUUUAAACGUCAUUACUCUUCUUUGUCUCAUCUGCAUCAGUUUAAAUUUGGUUCAGUUGGUUGAGCAUGAGAUUGUGGAUUCGAAGAUUCAAGGUUCGAGUCCUGGAAUAGCAUUUUUUUGCGUCUCGAUCCUGCUAUAAGUUGAUGAAACUACGCACUGCAUCUCAUGGCAAUUUGGCAUCAUAGCAUUGUUUCGAAACUGUAGAGUGCAUAGUAAGAAUGAAGUUUCCCUUCAUCGUGUAGUUAUGCUGAUUUGUUGGUAGAUAGAUAACAAGUAAGCUGCACUCACAGUUGUCUGUAAAAUGUUGCAUCCAGAAGCAGUUCCAUCAUCGUAUAGAAUUGUUUUAGCUAAAUUGAUCAUUAUCAAACAGAUGCUCAAUAUUUCGCCCAGCUGAUCUCGUUGACACGAUUGCCAACAAGUAUAAACUAAAUAUUUAGCUAGUCCUGGAAUGGGCUUAAUUGGCAGGUCCCGAUCAUUUAUAUUUGGGAGAUUGCGUGUUAGUCAUGGCAGAUUCAUCAUCCUAACUGCAGCAAAGAAAAAAAAAAGUUGAUAGGGCAGGAUCGUGGCUUCCGGCUGGGAUUGAGGUCACACACGGGUGGAACACUACCGGGGCCGGUCUCUAUCGGCGGAACUGGGCACCACAAGAUUCACCACACAAAAACUACUAGUUUUACACUUCUGGAUUCACUUUAUUAGGCGUUUUGGAAAAGAACUUUAUUUCUCGAAGGUUCGAUUCUUACUGACUAACUUUAUUACGUUGUGUGAAAUCUUUCCUUUUCAAUUUGCUAUAAAAAUACUACCAUAAAAUUAAAUAUUUCAAAUUGCUACCAACUAACUGACAGCACGGUUACUGUAGCGUACCUGCUUUCGACAGCUAACAGUUUGAGAACUGUCAAAAGUUUAUCAUGUAUUUGAGCUUGAACCUGGGACCUUCUGAUCCGCAGGCUCGAGCCUUACCAUCUGCACCAUUUCUGAUACUUAAAUCAAUAGACAUUAGAAUACGAUGGCAUGACGUCCUAAUCAUGGGUAACUUUGUUUUUAACUUUGCUGGUAACUCUGUGCGAUUUUUAGUAUCAAUGGGACAUACUUUUGAUAAUUAGUCAAUGAAAACUAAUUCCUACACAAAAACGAUGUAUGGACGAAAUGUUCGUUACACAAAGGAGUAAUCGCUAAUAAAUUUAGUUACUUUAAACAAUGUAAAAUUACAUGACUUUUAUAUGUAAAAUCGUAAAAAUAUCGUGUUUUUUCGUGAUUUUUUACCUAAAAUUGUUGAAUAACUUCGAAAUACGCAAUUCAAACACCGUAGUGUCUUCGGCAAAGUUGUAGAGUAUUGUUCUAACUAUAUCCUAACGGUAUCUUCGGCAUCUUUUCGGAGCAAAUUUGUGAAUUUUUGAGUAAAUUUCUGUGAAAACGGCUAAAAAAACACAAAAUCGAUUUGAUACACCUUUAAAUCUUCAUCAAUUUGUCUCAAUUUUGGACUGAAGACUUGGUUUUACAUGUGGAUUGAUAAUUUGAUGUGUCACGGAGAAUCGGAGAAAAAAAGUUUCAAAGUGAACAGGUCUACUACACAUCCAACAUCCUGCUCAUCAUUCUACCAUGGACAGGGUAGGAAAGUGACAGCAGCCCAAAAGCCAUCAGUUCGAUAUAGUAGAAUUUGAAUAGAAUACAUUUAGGCGCUGUCCGAAGUGUAAGUGCAGUCGCCAAUUGGAAUCGCUCACGCACUACCCUAGUGGACAAAAGCGGUGUAAGUUAGGUUAAUUGGUUGAAGAAUAAAAACAAUCGGCAAAGACCCACGCGACGGAAAACGUACAGUCGGGUCUCCUAUUAAACGUUGCCGCCCACCGCGUUUUCCAAGUUGUCUUCUAAUCAAUUAAGUUCAUUUUUUGUACAGUGUCGGACAAAAUAAUAAGACCAGCGGUCCUAUUUCAUACAAAAUGACAAAGUUUGACGAUAUGGUACUCGGUUUCUAGUAAACCGAUUUGCCUGAAAUUUUGACAGGCGACUUGGAAUUACGGGAAUUUUGAUUUGUAUUAAAUUGAUUAAGUUCUGUUCACUACUUCCAAAGUUACAGAUAUACGGUGCGACAAAAUUCUAACACCAGAUUUUUAUGAUGGUUAUUCGUUGCCAAUUCAAUAAAAAUAUCCCUAAUUUCAGUACUUGUUUAUCAAUCAUCAAGUAUCAGAUACUUUCAAAUAUUCUUUGGUAAUGGUAAUCUGAAAGCGGUCCUAUUAUUUUGUCUUUUCGUAUGUCUGUAACUUUUGAUGUAGUAAACAGAACACAAUCAAUUAAAUACAAAUCAAAAUUCACGUAACUCCAUGGCGGUUGUCGAAAUUUCAGCCAAAUUGGUUCACUAGAAACCGAGCAUCAGAUCGUCAAACUUGGCCAAUUUGUAUGAAAAAUGGCUGGUGGUCUUAUUGUUUUGUCCGACACUGUAUGUGAUGAGUCUAGUAAACACCAACUGCACUAAAAAAAAUCAGCUGAUGAAAGAUUACAUAAUUUUUUCAUCAUUUGCCAUUAAAAUCUGAGUUGUGCCCCAAUUACAGGAAACCGACGAUAAGAGCCAUUCUUCUUCUUCUUCUUUCUUCUUCUUUAUGGCUCUACGUCCCCACUGGGACUUGGCCUGCCUCGCUUCAACUUAGUGUUCUUUGAGCACUUCCACAGUUAUUAAUUGAAGGGCUUUCUUUGCCUGCCAUCGCAUGAAUUUGUAUAUUGUGAGGCAAGUACAAUGAUACACUAUGCCCACUGCCCAGGGAGUCGAGAAAAUUUUCCAGAUUGGCGAUCCAUAGCCUUAACCACUAGGCUAACUGGAGACCCCUAAGAGCAUUCCCUGCCACUAAAUGCAUGGUGAUCUAACUACUCUGUCAAUGCAUAAGCCUGGUCCUGAACCAGUGUAUUUGAGUGUGUGUGAGCAUUUCUAACAUUUACGCCGCCUCUCUAACAUUUGACUUUUUAAUUAUUGUGAAUAACCCGGGCCACGUGGACACUGCCAGCAUAAAACUGACAGCAUAUUCCUACACUGAGAAUAAAAUGGGUUUGAGAAAUUAAAAAACUUGAAUUUCAACAAUAACAUCCCCAACAGUAACAACUUCGACAUCGUGGCACUACAUGAACUAUGUUGGAUUAGACAGAAAGUCUGGAAAAGCAGGCAUCGAGCGGCUACCUUCUACCAAAGCUGUGGUACCACCAAAAAAAUGGGAACAGGCUUUAUAGUGUUGGGCAAGAUGCGACAACGUGUGAUCGAGUGGCAGCCGAUAAUUGUAAGGAUGUGCAUGUUGAGAAUUAGGGGUCGUACCUUCAACUACAGCAUCAUCAACGUGCACUGCCCACACGAAGAGCGAUUUGAUGAUGAGAAAGGAACGUUCUACGCGCAGUAAGAACAAACAUACGCUAUUUGCUUGCCACGUGACGUGAAAAUCCUUGUCGGUAUCAUGAACACGCAGGUAUGGGACAGGAGGAAAUGUACAGACCGGAAAUCUGGCGAAACAGCCUGCCAGCUACACUUGAAGAUAGCUGGAGAGGCAUCCGAUCCGCCUUAGGUAGUACCUCGGCUGCAGCACUAGGCUUCGCGACCCCAAAUCACAAGAAUGACUGGUACGACGGCGAAUGUGAAUAGUUGAAAAACGAAAAGAAUGCAGCAUGGGUGAGAAAGUUGCAACACCGUACGAGGGCGAAUGAGGCACGUUAUAGACAGGCGCCAAAAAGGCAGAACUCAGUCUUCUGGUGGAAGAAGCGCCAGCAGGAAGAAUGAGAUCGCGAAACGAUGGAAGAACUGUACCGCACUAAGGAUUCAUGGACGAUCUACGAGAAGCUGAACCGCUGGGGCAGAGGUUUUGUGACACAAACCGUAAUAUGUAGAAAAAAUCAAGGGUCUCUUCUCACGAGCGAACGUGAGGUGGUGAAAAGGUGGCAGUGGCAACACGAUGAACACUUUAGUGGUGAUGUUGCAAGCACCGAAGGUAGCGUGGUACCAGACGCAGGAGUGCGCGAGGAAGACGAAAGACUUUCGGCCCCUAAUCUCCAAGAGAUUGAAAAGGUUUUCCGGUUGAAAACAACAAAGCUGCUGGAGCAGAUCAACUACUAAGCGUGUUUCUAAAAUACGAUGGAGAAGCAUUGGUGAAAGCACUACACUGGGCCCAUCCUGUGUCCCAUCUACAAAAAGGGCAACAAGUUGGAUUGCGGGAACAAUCGCUGCGAACACACUACUGAGCGCUGGCUAUAAGAUCCUCUCUCAAAUGUUAUGCCGCCUUCUAUCGCCGAUUGUAAGAGAGUUGGUGGGGCAAUAUCAGGCUGGAUUCAUGGGAUUCAACGAAUUUCAACGGACCAGAUGUUCGCCAUCCAUCAGCUGUUGCAGAAAUGCCUUGAAAAUCCUUGAUGGGCUACAACUCGUAGCGGUGAGUCUACGCCGAAUGAAGUAUCCGCUUCCACUGGUCUCGGUCCUGGGCCAAUCGCUUCCAGUCGCCCUGAACGUGUAGAAUCCUUAGGUCCUCCUCAACUGCAAAAGCCAACGUGUGCGUGGAAUUCCACGAAGUCGACGACCCCUUCCUGGUUCUCUUCUGAAUAUAAUUUUAGCUUGUCGUUCCUCCGGCAUAUGAGCUACGUGUCCAGCCCACCGCAGCCUGCCGUGUUGUAUUCGCUUCACUAUAUCCAUCUCUUUAUAUACCUGGUACAAUUCGUAGUUCAUGCGAUGCCGCCAGAUGCUGUCCUCCAGUUUACCGCCGAGUAGUGUUCGCAGCACUUUACGUUCGAAGACUCCAAAGGCUCUUCUUCUUUUAACGUCCACGUUUCAUGACCGUAUAAAGCGACCGGGAGAAUCAGAGACUUGUACAACGCGAGUUUUGUCUUCGUUUGCAGCCUGCGUGACCUCAGCUGGUUUCGCAGACCGAAAAAGGUCCGAUUUGCAGCCGCAAUCCGUCUUUUCACCUCGCGGGUAAAGCCUGCGCACUUUAGAAUCGGUACGCUUUCUACCGGCUGCAGAUCAAAAACGGUUUAACCUAGAAAAAAAUGUUGUAUGAAGCAAAUGAAGCUUAUUUAUUGUAUUUUGUAGGAAAAAUAUGAAAAAAUCAGUUUUUAUUUCUUCAAGAUAAAAUUUUGGCCUGAUUGUGAAAUUCAUGCCAUUUUAUUCUGCACAAACCAAUGAUCGUCAAUAUUUUCAAAUUUCACAGCUUACGGGCUGAUAUUUCCACAAGAAACAAAAUUAUACUCAUAAAACAUAUGCUCAAAACAAGUUACGACAUUAAACUCUUGACAAAUAUGGUUCACAAGACCAUAAUAAACUUAUAGCCUUAUUGUCCAUUCACAUAAUUUUACUCAAACUAUUUUUUUAUGAAAAAAUAUUUCCUGAGAUCGUUUUUUGAAUCUACAAUUCCCCAAUUCAAGUGGCCCAAAUUAAUUCAUAUCGAAACCUGGAUUAUUUUUGGAAUCAUAAGCAGUUUUCUCUCACAGUAGUCGGAAAUUAACAGUCAUAGGGCUAACUCCUCAUAAUAAGCCUAAAAUAAGAUAGUUUUCAUGGAUAAAACACUGAAAACCAUAUAGAUUAUGGAACUAUAGAUGUGAUUCUAUGAUCACAAAUAAAAAAACUUCUGAGUAGAUUCAGUUUUAUUAAAAAAAAUCGUUAGGUAUUUCACGCCAUCAAAACACAUCCAAUGAAUUUCGUCAGCAAUAGUCCAUACAGCUUUCGAGCCACGAUUAUUUAUAUUGCACUGCAUGAAAUCAUUGGUUUCUUCUAUACCAAUACUAUUCGUAUAGUGUCCUUCCCGUAUGCGCAUUUGCCGAACUAAAGCUUAUGCGAAAACAACUUUUUUGACCUUAAAUAUCUAUGCAAGUCUUUGAUUUUCCAUAAAACCCUUCAAAGGCUUACCAAAGCUAUAUUGGAAAUUUUAAAACACUCAUGGAAUAUUUUACCUCCCUUAAUCAACAAUCAUAAUACCAAGAACUAUUCUAUACUGCGUAAUUGGUGGGUUUGAUAAUUAUAUAUUCCUACACAAAUCUUGAAUCUGACAAUGAUUGGUUUUUGCUCAAUGUGUGCAGAAAAAUCUGGCACUAUUUACGAAUUCAGAUCAAUAGUUCAUCUAAAAAUAUAAAAACAGAAAAUUUAAUAUUUUCCCUACAAACUACAAUAGAUAAGCUUCAAUUGCUUCUAACAACACUUUUUUCCAAGUGACACCGUUUUUAAGUGGCAGCCGGUUGAAAGUGUACCGAUUCUAAAGUGCGCAGGCUUUAACAUCAUUAUCGCACGUCACUAGAGUACCAAGAUAAACAAAUUCAUCCACAACUUCAAACUUUUCACCACCUAGCACCACUUCGUAGCCACUACCACGGCCGGACCGACGUUGACCACCAGCAAUCAUGUACUUAGUCUUUUUGGUGUUAAUCGUAAGUCCAAUCCUCGCAGUCUCCCUCUUAAAAGGUACGAACGCCUCUUCCACGGCCCGACGGUUGAUUCCGAUGAUGUCGAUAUCGUCCGCGAAGCCCAGGAUCAUAUGCGACUUCGUGACAAUGGUUCCGCUCCUGUGCACACCAGCUCUCCUUAUCGCUCCUUCCAGUGCUAUGUUGAACAGUAAGUUCGAAAGAGCAUCGCUCUGCUUCAGUCCGUCAAAGGUUACGAACGAUGACGAAAUUUCAUCCGCAAACCGUACAGUUGAUUUCGAUCCGUCAAGCGUCGCACGAAUCAGUCUUAUCAGCUUCGCCGGAAAUCCAUGUUCGAUCAUAAUCUGCCAUAACUCGUUUCUCUUCACUGAAUCAAAUAGAAAUUAAGAAUUUCAUUGUUACAGACGUUAUUUAUUAUAAAUUUUACUGUAAAAUUUGGUCUACGUAUUGAUUGACGACAAAUAAAUCAAUCGUACGCCGUCUUGAAAUCAAUAAACAGAUGAUGGGUCUGCAAGUUGUACUCCCGAAAUUGAUCGAGAAUCUGCCGCAGGGUGAACCUCUGGUCCGUCGUUGAUCGGCCCUCACGAAAUCCUGCCUGAUAUUCGCCGACGAAGGACUCCUCAGUCGGCCUCAGCCUGUGGAACAGAUCUCCGGACAAAAUUUUGUACGCUGAAUUGAGGAGUGUUACUCCUCUGUAAUUCGCGCACUCUAGUCGAUGCCCUUUCUUGAAAAGCGGGCAAAUGAGACCAUCCAACUAACUAGCAGGCAGUUCUUCCUCUUCUCAUAUCUUUAAUAUAAUACGGUGUAAGAGUUGAUACAGCUGCUCACUACCGUGCUUGAGAAGCUCGGCCGGGAGUUCGUCCUUCCCAGCAGCCUUGUUGUUCUUCAGUCCCGUAAUGACUGGCGUCUAGCGUAGGAGGUUCCACAGCUUGUCCGUCGUCAUCGUUUCGAAUUCGGUCCGUCGCUCUUUCACUCCCACCGUUCAACAAUACCUCGAAGUGCUCUCUCCACCUGGCAGCCACCAUUGUCUUAUCUGUCAGCAAGUUUCCAUUACGGUCGUUUCACAUGACGGGAGAAGGCGCUGUUUUUCUCCGCACGCCAUUGACAGUUUCGUAAAAUCUCCGCAUAUCAUUCUGUUCCAUACUCUCUUGCGCCUGAGCAAUCACAUUUUCCUCGUACUCUUUUAUCUUUUUGCGGUGGAUUCGUUUUUCGGCUACGCUUGCUUCCCUAUAUCGCUCCCUGUUCUGCCGGGUCCCCGACACCAACAUCCGGCUUCUGGCAACAUUCUUCUCGUCCGUAACCCUCUGGCACUCCUCAUCGAACCACCUGUUUCUAGGUCGUCUUUGAGCAGUACCUAUCACCUCCCGCGCUGCUGCACUCAUCGCUCCGUGGACAGACUCCCACAGAGUGUUGAGAUUAUCGCUCUCUUUAAUCUCACUUAUCCGCUCGUCCAGCUUCUGGUGAUAGUUAGCUACCGUACCGUCUGCUGAAAACCGCUGGAUGUUGAAACGCAUCGAUCGCCGGUUCCUAGAGUCCGACACGGUUGAUAACCGAGCUCGAAUCUUACUAACUACGAGAUAGUGAUCUGAGUCGAUGUUGGGACCUCGAGAAGUUCUAACAUCAAUUACGUCCAAGAAAUGUCGGCCAUCUACCAGCACAUGGUCGAUUUGUUUGCAAUUAUUGCCGUUUGGGUGUCUCCAAAUGUGCUUGCGGAUAUCCUUGCGUGCAAAGUAGGUGCUACUAAUGGCCAUCCCUCUGGCGGCAGCAAAGUUGACUAAUCUCAGGUCGUUGUCAUUAGUGACGGAGUGAAGGCACGGAAAAAAUCCUCUCUUCCGACCUGCGCGUUGGAGUCACCGAUGACAAUCUUAACCCGGGAGCGGUCGCGUCGUGUACUGAGCACACGCACCAUGAAAAAAGCACACUUGUGGUACACAGCGUGUGCGAGGUGUCGCUGAGGGUGGUCGAAGACGCAACUGCUCGAGGGUUAACGUCGUGUUUUGGGCAUUCUCCAUAGGUCUUGUCAAGACAUUCAUAAAACGCAUCCUUCACAUCAUCGGUUUUCUCGUUGGUCAGCGCAUAGGCAUUGAUCAGGCUGUAGUUAAAGAAUUUGCCCCGGAUCCUCAAUACGCAGAUCCGCUCGUUGAUCGGCUUCCACCUCAUAAGGCGCUGUCCAUAAACUACGUAGACUCAUUUUUGGCUAUCUCAGACACCCCCCCCCCCCCCCCGCUACCCCCUUGACUUUUGUGCAUACAACAAUUUGAAAAUUUGUAUGGAGCGUAGACUUUUGCCAGAAACCCACCCCUCCCCUUUGAGUCUACAUAGUUUAUGGACAGGCCCUAACUCGCUUCAUCUCUCCCUCUCGUAACGUCCUCACUGGGACGAAGCCUGCUUCUCAGCCUGCACAGUUAUUAACUGAGAGCUUCCUCUGCCAAUGACCAUUUUGCAUGUGUAUAUCGUGUGGCAGGCACGAAGAUACUCUAUGCCCAAGGAAGUUAAGGAAAUUUCCUUUACGAAAAGAUCCUGGACCGACCGGGAAUCGAACCCGUCACCCUCAGCAUGGUCAUGCUGAAUACCCGUGCGUUUACCGCCUCGGCUAUAUGGGCCAACUCGCUUCAUCUAUUUUCCGAUCACUAUGAAUCCGACCCCAUGGCAGAUUAUGCACGGAUACGGAGGUCCGGAUAAACUGACACGAUAGAUCAGAGCUACAAUGGAUCAAGUGAUGUGCGUAGUUCGAGUACCAGGGAAACUCUCGAGUCCCUUCGUAUCUCAUAGAGGCUUACGGCAAGACGAUGAUCUUUCGUACUUGUUGUUAAACAGGUUUAAUAUGGUAACGGACGUAUUUUGGCCCGGGGCAGGUAUUUUGGUCCCCCUUGGGAAAUUUAUUACAUUUAUCAUAUAAUAUCUACAAAUCUUGACAAAUGAUUAUUGGAAGUUCUAAAAAUAAUUUGUCAAAAUUUUGUAGAGACUAUAUGAUAAAUGUAAUAAAAUUCCCAAGGUGGGCCAAAAUACGUCCACUACUCCAGUGUUGCAUUUGAACGCGAUCAAUUUACGUUCAUGUUCAUAUUCGGCACGCUGCGAUCAAAACGAUUUGAACUGGAUUUGGCUUGGAAUGGAUCACCGUUUAAAGUCGAUUUCAAACGACUAAGAACAGUUAUAUGAUCUCAGUGUCAGGCGAUCGCAGAAGGCUCAUCAAAUUAUGUAUGUCCUUGCUCGCGAGCUCUUCAGGCUACGAACUUCCAUUGGGCGUUCGGUUACCAUGGAAGAAGUCAAUGAAUGUUUUCUAACCUUCGACCGUCAGUCGGUACUGAAUCGAUGGUCGUGAAGGUCGCAGAGGGAAGGAACACAAUCUAACAUUUGCUAGUAUUUUCUUCGAAAAGUAGUGCACAAAACAUACUAGAAUGUACAGUUGCAUCUGAAAAAAAAAACUAUUCUAGUGGAAAAAUUGCUAACGAUUGGCUACAUAUGUACAUGCUUAAAAAUAAUUCACAAUUUUGAUGCGUUUUAAAUUGAUUUUAUGAUUCCGCCAAAACAACUUUUCCUGGUACUUGUGAAUGUAAAAAUGCUGUUUUUUUUAACUGGAUACGCUGUGAACUCUAAGUUCAGUAAAAAACUGUCGAAUACAUGCUACCGACAAGCGACGGAAGGAAGAUUUGAUAUUGAAUGUGUCAAAGAAAUUAAGUUUCGUGAUUUUUCAACCGGCACAAGUUUCACGAAUCUUUCAUAAAGAUUUCAACGAUGUAUCAUUUUAAAUAUUGGAUAUUAAUGUUUUCGAAAACGAAUCACAACUGAACGAAGUGCAUAAUUUGACCCCCCGGCCCCGUCAUCCUCCAUGUGAUUUUUUGACGUAGGACUACGUCUCUCUUUUCUAUACCGGGUGUCAUUCUAAAUUUUCAGAAAUCGGCCGCGUUACGUUUGAAGUGGAGAUUUUGAGCGUUAAUAACUCAGCCAUUUCUCGUUGAAUUUUCAAAAUUUUGGCUCCAAUUGAUUGGUAAUCUUUACACCAAUUAUGUCCAAUAUUAACAAUUGCUGAUUUUCAAUAACAAACUAUUGAAAAAUUGGGAAAAGUGAACCCAUGUUUAUUCCAGCCAAUCACGAUCGAGCACAUUUUGGAUGCUCCCGUCGAAUAUAAAAGCUACUGCUUCUUCGCAUCUUCCCUCAUUUGUCUUUGUCGUCUCGAGGUGAACGCAUCGAACGAGAGCUGCUCACUUUCUUUGUUUGUGUUUUCGCUCAUUCUUCUUUGACGGCCGUGUCGGCUCGGUGUCGGUGCGGUGGUUGUCGGCAAGGGUGCUGUUGUACAUUCGCCUUCUAACCGUCUAACGCAACAGACCAAGGAAGGAAUACUUUUCAUCGAUUGUUCGGCGGUGGUGGCAGAGGCAGCAGCAAAAUCCGGAAUCGCACCCACGGCAGCAAGCGGCGGGCCAAUUUUCGACGGCUUCCAGCAAACAGCACGGAGAAAUCCAACACGCAUUGCGUGGCAUGAUAAAUUCAUGUCAAUUUUCUGUCUGAAAUCGUCCAAUAUUCAAACGGUUCUUUUCAGAACCAUAGAAAAUUAUUCCUCAAGAGUUGUGAAUCAGAUACAUAAUUAUUUAAUUCCAUCGCUCGGUAGAAGUGUGGUGCAACCGAAAAGUGAAAAACUGUAUGUUUGGUUGCCCCGCAACAAUAAUGAUGCCGGCCACUAAUGAUUCCACCAGGAAUUUAGCAACGUUUUAUCAUACCCAGACCAUUUUUCGUGAAACAUUGUUUGAUUUAACCAUUUUUCGAAUUUAAAUUAUCCAAAUCUUCCAAUAUUUUGGUUGCUUUAUUCGUUGAAUGAAAAUUUUCUCAUUUCUCGGUUGAUUAACCGUUUCAAGCGUCUGGUGCAUGCGGGGCGGGGCAUGCAAUCGAAAUAAACUGGAAUCCAGUCAAAUGGGAGGAGCUUCAUCUGCUAAUCUAGGGACAUAAAAGCUGUUCCCCCUGAUUUCUUUCGUCAUUUUCGUUGGAUCAGUCAAGCAGGGUGGAUGUCACCUCCACAGCUGAGCAGUGGCACAUCAACCCAGCCGCAACUCUCGGCUAUCGUGCGGAUAGCACCAGGAAUCUCAUCCAUGGCAGAAAGCGGCGUACCAGUUUUCGGUGGCAUCCUGUAUUUAGCAAGGAUAAAACCAACACGCAUUGCGUGACAUGAUAUUUUCAUGCCAUUUCGUUCCUAAAACCGUCAAUUAAUCAAACGGCCCUUUUCAGGACCACCGAAAAUAUUUCCUCAAGAGUUGUAAAUCAGAUUAUUUCAUUCCAUCAAUCGAGAAAAAUGUGGUUCAAUCGAAAAAUGAAAAAUUGAAUUCCGGUCACUAAUCGUUCCACCCAGAAUUUAGCAACGCAUUGUCCUAUCAGAACCACUUUUCGUGAAGCACUGGGGAGCUUCCAGAAAUUACGUCACGUUUAAAGGGGGUGGGGGGGGGGGGUCAGCAAAGUGUGACAACCCAUACAAAAAUUUCAGAGGUCCCAUACAAAAAGUGUGACAUAGGGAUGAGGAGGGGUUGAAAAUGACUAAUUUUUGUGUGCCUUAAUUUAAGGACGAUCCCUUGUUUAAUUCUAGCAUUUUUCGAAUUAAAAUGAUCUAAAUCUUUUUAUAUUUUGGUUACUUUAUUUUAAGUGAAAUUUUCUCUCAUUUCUUGGUUGAAAAUCGUUUGAAGCGUCCGAAGCAUGCGGGGCGGGUCAUGCAAUCGAAACAAACUGGAAAGCCAGCCGAAUGGGAGGAGCUUCAUCUGCUAACCUAGGGGCAUAAAAGCUGUUUCCUCUGAUUUCUUUCGUCAUUUUCAUUGGAUCAGUCAGGGAGGGUGGAGGUGGAUAUCACGUCCACGGCUGCGCAGCAGCAUGUCAACUGCGACGAGUGAUAGCACCAGGAAUCUCAUCCACUGAUCACGGCUGCGGUGGGCCCGGCAAUGGAAGUUACCUCCGCAGCUGGGUAGCUGCGCACCAACCCAGCGACGGCUCUCGGCUAUCUAUCUGAUAGAACCAGGAAUCUCAUUCACGGCAGCAGGCGGCGGCAGUUUUCGAUGGCUUCGAUUGUCUUUCUAAAAUCAACCGUUAUUUGAACGGACCUUUUCAGGACCAGAGAAAAUUAUUCCUUAAGAGUUAUGAAUCGGAUAAUUUUCGGAUAUAUUCCAACAAUCGGUAAAAGUGUAGUGCAUUCGAAAAGUGAAUGGUUGAAUGCUUGGUGGCUCAGAAACAGCAAAAUCGAUCACUAAUCUUUCUACCCGAAAUUUAGCAACGCGUUUUCUUAUUCGGAGAAUUGUACCUGAAACAUUGUUUGAUUCUAAUAUUUAUCGAAUUAAAAUGAUCUUAAUUUUUCAAUACUUCGAUUAGUUUAUCCGUUCGAUUCGAAAUUGUCUCAAAGGACGGUUGCAGUAGUUUGAAGCGUCUGACACAAUGUGGGCGGGUCAUGCAAACGGAAUAAACUGGGAAGCCCGCCGAAUGGGAGGAGCUUCAUCUGCUAAUCUAGGGGCAUAAAAGCUGUUUCCUCAGACAACUUUCGUCAUUUUCCAUGGAUCAGUCAAGGAGAGUGGAGAUGCCACCUCCCAGCUAGGCAGCAGCACACAAACUCAGCGAUGACUCUCGGCUAUCGUGGUGGCAGCAUUAGGAAUCUCAUCUACGACAGCAAACGGCCGCAUUCAGUAUGGGUAAAAUCGCAUUGCGUGAUGAAUUCAUGCAAUUGUCUUGCCAAAAUCUUCCGUUUUAUAAACGGUCUUUUCCAGGAUCAGCGAAAAUGAUUCCUCAAGAGUUAUGAUUCGGAUAAUUAAAAGCGACAGAUUGAAAGCAUGGUAGUUCAGCAAUAGUGAAGUGGCUACUAAUGUUUUUCCUGGAUGAAAACAACGUAUUCUCGAAAGAGUUUCACGUUAAACUUUCGUUGAAAAGAUCUAUUUAACGCCGUUCAAUUAUCUAAUAAUUUUAUCCGCUCGAUGAAAAUUCUCUCGUAGAACAGUAAUUUAACCAUUUCUCUUCAAAACGAAAUAACUCUUGAACUAGUCAACAUCUUUCCAAGUAACCGAACCAGCUGAAUAACAGCUUCUUGAGCUAAAGUUAGCUUAAGAGUGAUUUGUUUUACUCUUAUACAGCAAAAAUGUGUGUUGGGUUGUGAAUGCGUUCAGCGAAAGCGAUCACACAACAACUUUACUCAACACAUCAGUCCACCAUUUGUAUUAUCAUAACAACAAACAUUGUAUUAUGGAAAUACAAAAGUCGGAAUCUCGUUCCAGCCUUUGUCCUACGUCAACAUUGCGGUUAUGUCUCAGACAUUACCCACUCCUAGUUUUUUAGUUUCAACGCACAAGCAUCAAGAACAGACUUUGUCCUCCUCUAAUAGUUGGACGAAGUUAGGGCUCCUACUUAGGCAAAUGGUGUUAUUGACUCGGUUAUUGGGUAAUGAAUACAUGGCCCCUCCCCUUGGAACGCAAGCUAGUUGAGGUUGAGCAGAUCACAAACAUGGUUACAUUCCAAGUGGCAGUUGGCUCGAUUUCUCUUAUGUCCAUAACUGAUUGAUCAAACCGAUUUCUUAUGCCCGCUUCCUGUAAGUUUCUGAAAAUGUAAUUUCAGCAAUUGUCAUGACAAGUACUCAUCUGCAAUAAAAAUUCAAACAAGUAUUUAAAGGGAAGAUUGCUAUUACUAUUCAAAAUAACUUGCAAAUCCAACUUACAAUUUCAAGACUUACAUACGCUUGCGCUAUCAGUCAUGACGGUUAAUCUAUCCGAUGGUCGAGGCGCAUGACGGUCGAAUAACAAGAAAAGUCGUUAUGGUUACCCAUGGCUUCUAGGUCGUGUCGUUGUGCUUUGCGUAUGCGAUGUAUGGUUGCUAACAUCACGUUCAUUGGCGACGCAUCAUAUGAGCAGAAGCGUAGCUUGCUUGUGAGCUUCGUGACCAAUGCCAAGCCUGGUUCAAAAUUUGGAACGCGAGCGAGCUCGAAAUCGAACGCACCUUGAACAAUGAGCAAGAACUGCACCAGUAUAUUGCCUACAUGCUAACAUGGUACCCUGGUACCCGCUAAACUGAAAUGGUCGUAUUUCUGUCAUUUUUCGCCAAUUCUAGCAAUCUUGGGCUCAUUGGAUUCAGAAUCUGGCCUUCUAUUGUGAGGGGGAACCGGUCCGGUCACCGUGGAUUGCGGAUAAUCCGUAUUUCGAUGCAGAAUCUUAAUGCCCGAUGCCACAAUGUCCUAGGUCAUAUGGCGCAUUUUUCCAUGCAACAACGAGUGUAUACAAAUGCGUUACAAAGUCCUAGGAGAGAAGGCAUAUGGGAUAUGAUGACGCAUCCAAGCUUUUGGACAUUAUUUCGCAUAAACACGCGCCAUAAGGACCGAGGCGUUGUCACACCGGACGUUUUGAUCUGCUUCCUUCCCAACCCCACAAUGCAAUGUAUGUACGUAUACUAAUAUGGUAAUAUGUGGUCAUGUUCCAUGAAGUCUGAUUUGUACGGAACUCUGGACGACUGGACCGAUUAAUUAGCUUUACAUAUCGAUAGAAUAAUGCAUUAGAACAUUGAGCCGAAUGGGGAUCUGAACGGGCGUUCUUGAGCAGUGAAAAGCUCCGACACGCAAGUUCAAUGUUUACUGCGUUCACGUUCAUUUUUGGCUCGCGUUCAGUUCAAAUGCAACACUGCACUACUCUAAGGGUAGCGGAGAUAAACACAAGUGGUACGAUUUUCACGAAGUCCUUUCAGUUUCUUGGUUUUGCCAAUGAUAUGAUAUGCUAGCUCGCAAAUUUGAGACGACAUCAGAGUCCACCGAAGCACGUGAAUUUCUUUUCGCAAUUUAAAUCUCAAUCUGUUCGUCAAACACAUGUUUCUGUUGUGUACAUAAAUGUCAAAGGAUUUCGACAUUAUAAUUUUCACUUGACUUGGUCGGCCAAAGUAAAAAUCUAAAAAUUGGUUGAUAUUUUUGAAAUCUAUGGAAAACACUUUUUGAGCAUCCCAAGAAAAAGUUGCUUGUUAGCAGCACCUUCCCAAAACACCGUUAAACCGAUAUUAUCAUCGAUACCAGAAGCACAAGUUGCGGUGGAAAAGGUAUUCCAAUCUCAUCGCAUCCCAUGGAAUGGAAAGUUUAACCAAAGUCGAUACAUUUGGUUCAAUCAAUAUACCGGUGCUCCAUUUAUUUUCCCCAUAUCCCACAACGUUAGGCGAGAUCGAUACACUCUCUGUUAAGCUUCUUCUGGGAAGCCAACGAAGUAUACACAUGGUUUUUCUGUUCUCAAACUGGAAAGGAGCUGGUGCAAUUUGAUGAUGAGGUAGAAUCCGAAGGAAUGCUUCCCCAAAAAAAUAUCGAACCCAAAUCAAGCGUAGGUAGUGAGAAAUCCAUAGAAAUCAACCGCCGAGCCGAGAAGAGAAAGAACACUCACACGAACGGAAGAAUUUUUGCGGUAUCUUGUAAAUUAUGUAAAAUAAAAGGUGUGGAAACCCCGAGUCAUACAUUUUAAUGCAUCAUUAGUCUAAUUAAAAGUUUAUCAAAAAAGAGUAAAACGAACCAUUUUAGCCCCAAUUUACGAAGUGCUAAAAUUUGUUAAAAUUACGCGCAGCAGACGGAAAGGAUCAUCCGAAGAUAGAGAAAUGUAUAAAAUUAGCACGAUGAAGAUUUUCAGAGGAAUCUCAGUUAUUGUAUAAGGGGAAGAAAGAACUGAAUGAAUGAGAAUAAAGCGAAAGUGAAAAUGAGAUAACGAAAAUGUUUAUUUAUGAAGCUAGAUGAAUUUUAUUUAUCCUCAUGCAUAAUCAUGACAUCCAUUCACUCGGCCGGCAGUCCAUCGAGACCCGUUUCUGUGUUCAAAGAGUUUGUUACUUUGUUUCCUUAGCCGGUUUCCA
Molecule: messenger RNA, 21470 nt
Organism: Aedes albopictus (Asian tiger mosquito)
Lineage: Eukaryota; Metazoa; Arthropoda; Insecta; Diptera; Culicidae
Product: hemicentin-1-like
Exons: 10
Coding region: 957-1799 (280 amino acids)
Biological process (GO): synapse organization
Cellular component (GO): neuron projection membrane
Source: RefSeq, a predicted model, not a curated record